Porites lobata is the source of this 6725-nucleotide messenger RNA. NCBI's taxonomy places the organism in Eukaryota, Metazoa, Cnidaria, Anthozoa, Scleractinia, Poritidae. The record is from the annotation of a GenBank genome assembly.
AUGGUGAAAUUACACUUGAAACAAGGCGAUGAAAGUUUGUUUCUUUACGAAACAACUUGUCAAGCAGAGCUCUCAGAGCUUAUACCACAGUUAGUUCGAAUUCAGAAUGGUCGACUAAAGAUAGAGCGAUUAUUUUACGGUAAGUAUAAAUGUAAGCUUAAGAUGACCUUUUAUUUUUAUUCUUAACACUUGAAACACUGUCAAUCCUGUUUACGGGACUGUUAAUAGUUUUCUCUGUCACUAAUGUGUACUGAAAAAAUUCCGGUGAAAUUAAGCACUCAUCUCUAAAUCGAUUUUCAUCACAAAUGCACAGUUUACACAUCUGUUGUUCGUCGUCCCUCCUUCCCUCUCUCAAACCAACAUCCCUUACAAGUGGGGAGGGAUAUGAGAGUAAAUUUUUAGAUGCUUUUGUGUCAUCAAUCUGGAAUCUGUUUGUAACUUUCUAGACUAUCGAAAUACUCUAGUGUGUAUUUUGAAACUUAAUUCUUAGGUUCUGUCUUCUGUGAUUAGUGAUAAUUGAUGAAUGAAGUGUCUGUCAUGUGAACAGAACUUUCAAACACCAUUCAUUGGCCACAUUAGAUUACUGCAAUAUGCCUCCAAUGAUUAUAAUGAAAUAGAUAAACUGAUUUGCCCACUGCCAGAAGUUGGAGCAACUUCAGAAUAAUUCUGGCCACCUCAAAGCAAUAUCAAUCAACUGCUUGCGUGAUCCCACAGUGAUCUAGUAAAUGAUCUGUUUUUAUUCCACACUCUGGCAGUUCCAUUGUCCAAUAAAUCAAGUAUUCAAACAGCUGUUAGUCAUGAAUCUAUAUUUGAUUUAAGUACAUGUAAAAUGACUGCUGCCAAAGUUUCCCUGUGCUGUAGUCGAUGAAUCCAUUGUUGUGUUGGUGAUGUCACAGGCCCCCAGCAGUGCCACCACCAAUAAAAUAUACCUCAUCUUGUUGAGAAGAUCAAAGGCUUUCUACCAAAGGCAAAUUCGUUUCGAAAUACUGCAACAUAUCAAAAACUCUGGGAUGGGUCCAUCAACCCCCCUUCCACCCCUUCCUUCCUGUUAAAAUGCUAUUAGAAUCAAAUUAUAUACAAAUUAAUACUCUGGUACAAGAGGGCAAAGAGUACAAUAUGCUAUUUUCAACCCCCAUGUAAAUGCCCUUUUCAUAUACCCUGAUAAAGAUUAAUGUAGUGAGGUACAAUAUAUUAAUUUUGGCAUGUCAGUUGGUACCGUAAUUGAUUUAAAAAUCGCUUGAUUCCAUAAUAUUGACCAAAACCAGGUUUGUGAGCCUGCAACAGUAAUAGCUGAAUCCCAACAAAGUUUAUUCUGAGUUCAAUGGUUACUAACUAAUAGUUUCUGUCAGUAAGAUGGAGUUCCUUCCAUUGUUUGGUGUUUCUAGUAAUAUCACAAUAUACAAACAGCAGUGUGCUAAGAAAAUCAUUUUUACAGCUUACCAUUUGGGCAAGCUGAAGCUAGCAUUUACAAGCCCAGACGUCAUUUCAACUAGCCCCAGACGUUUUUUGACGAGCAGAAUUGAUUUCAUAGUUCUUCUGUUUAAUAUUCGAAUUGCUCAAAAAACAUCACUUGCCUGUCAGGCAACUUAACAACAGAAUUCACUAGCCCGAGAGCAAAAUCCACUAGCCCCGGGCUUUUGGAUACUACUUUCUUUGCAUGUGACUCAACAACCCAAUCUUUUAUAAUAGAAAUGGAGGAGCUUGCAAAGCAUGGCAUUUCAUUGCCACCCAACAUGCAGGGCCUUGCUGAAGAACAGAUCUCUGAACUGAAUCUUCACAAUGACUGGGAAGAUGAAUGCAUCCCCAGUGGAGGUGUCACUGAAAACAGGGAUCCACUUGGAAAAAGAAAUGGCAAAGGUGAAAUUAUUUCUUACUUUUGUUCUAUUUACAUUUUGUUUACCUAAUGCAUUAAAUGUACUUGUUGAAGUUCUCUUCAAUAUCUUUAAUAAGCAGGGUGGAUUAUUUCAACAGCUUCUGAACUUUCUCAGCAAGUGAUAGGUUCACCUAGGCUAAUGAUUCACAAUAUACUGGCCCUUGCUGCCUUCAUUGGCUUUCUAGAAGUUACGUGUACCACAGUAUUCCACAUGUAUAUGUUAUCUUGACAUGUAAGCACCUGUCCCAUGUUAUAUGGUCAAGCCCCUAAUAACCUAAUCAAUUUUAAUUUCACCAUUAGAAGGCAAUAUAGGCACUCUCUAUAUCAAAUGAAGCUAUGUCAGGUACAUUACUUGUACCACUUACACUGUAGCAAUGUGAUCAUGUACAUGUACAUGAUGUACAAUCCAUACACUGGGUGAUCACAUGCAAUCUUGUCAGCUGGACCUAGUCUCUGAAAUGCAAUAUUACAUGUACACUGUGACUGCUUCCCGUAAUCUGAAGUCACUUGACACUAAUCUUAUAACUGCUGCUGAAACUCUUUUUGAUAGCCUUUAAACGUUUUCAUAUAGACUAUUCAUAUUUCAAUUAGUUUUUUAAUAAGUCUUGUUUUAAGUCUUUAUUUGAUACUGAUGCUUGAUUGAAAAUAACUUUCCUAGUUUUGAUACAUCUCAAUCAAAAUGUUUCACAGCUAUAGUACAUUUGUACAUUGUAGGCAGGAUAACCAGAGAACAUGUAGCAGGCGGCAAAGGCCUAAACUUGUGGAAACCUAAAUGUUAAGUAGGCGGCAACUAUUCCACUUAAAACAGCAAAAUUGCAGGCUUCCAGUUUAUUUUGACUGCAUGGGCUGUUAAAUUAUCCUUUAUGCAAUGUUAUUUUCACAUGUAUUUUAAUAGUAUUGUACAUACAAUUAUUGCGGGCAACAAGAGGAGCCCCCAGUCCUAAUAUCCAGGUUGUUAUUACACAUGCGUUGCAUGUAUGUAGCCAGCAUUUGUUUGGACUUCCAGAUGUACAGAACAAUAUUUGAUCAUGCAUGUUUGGACCUUCUAUCACUCGCAAUCUGAUCAUGCUCUUUUGACCAUCUGUCUCGUGAGACUUAUGCAAAGCACCUUUGAUCGUUGUCACCUGCACUCUCUAUAAACCUUUGGUAAUUAUUACUAGUAUAAUAUCAUAUGGGAAGUUGUGAGAACUACAUAAUGUACAUUUACUAUUAUUAUUACUAUUUUCCCAGUUGGCAAGAACUGAUCAUGUUGUCUUUUUCUUUGUGAAAACUGUAAUUACAGUUGAACCUCCAUGUGCGACCACAUCCCAUAAGCAACCACCUCAGAGCUCGAAAUAAUUUUCGGUAAAUGUUGUCUUUAUUUCAGCCCCAAGUGAGAAAAUGGCAGAAGUGAUUAACAGGACUAGAGAAGAAGCAAAAGCCAAAAUUGCCAAGGUAUGUUUAUACACUGUAUCAGAUGUUAGUCAUGCUAUUACCCUGAUCUAAAAAGCUAGUGAUAUUGUCAAGGCUUACAUGUACUUCAAUGCAGUGGCCACAGUGGGUAUAAUUUUAUUUUAAUAUUCACCCCUUGAGCUUCUAUCAUAGGUUUGAAGUGUCUGUAAGAAAAAGAAGGGCUAAAAUUAUUCAUGAAUUUCACCGCAGGAACAAGUGGAUAAAAAUAUAGCUCUGACCCAUGAGGUAGUAAAAGAUGCCCUUGAUCAGAUGAAAGGUGCUGUGAUGAUUGUGUAUCCCAUGGGUCUUCCUCCACAUGAUCCAGUCCGACAAGAACUGGAAAACACAGAAGAUUUAUCAGGUACACAGGUGAGGUUGAAAGUAACAGGAAAGAAGAAAAUAAUUUUUGUUGCAGAAAUUUACAUACAUUGUACACUGUAUGUGGUAAAUGAGUUGAAAGCAAAGGUGACUUAAUCGUAACAGUAACUGUUAAAUGGCCAGUGAUACACGCAGGUUGGCUACAGUUACCUCAAAGCUACAGUUCACAGCCUUUGAAAAUAUGUGUUACAAAUCUCAAUGAUAAACAAAGUCCAACUCCUCACUUCACAGAAAAAAUCUUUUAUGAAUCAUAAAAAUACCCUUUAAGACCCAAAAUAUCGACAUUCAAAUUCUCUAGACUGUUCUUCAUACAUUUCUCCAAAGAAUAGGCAUUUGCACAAUGACAUCUUUUUACUCCUAAGACCAGAAUUCAUUUUGUUUUUCGUUUCAUAUUCAAAAUUGGUAAUCCCCAUGAGUUUUAAAUACAAGAGCCUUACUGGUAAUUUGUAGAAGAAAGCAAUACCCUGAAGGAUUCUGGUUGUUGUAAAGUGUAGUAGUAAAAUGACGCCAACGUGCAAAUGGCCUAUUACUAGAGUCGCCCCGUGUAUGGGAAUCCAAGACAGUCUUGAAUUCUGGAUUCCAUGCCACGGAUUCCAGAUUCCAGGUACUGGUUUCCAGUCUUUGUAAGUGGAACCUGUAUUGUGGAUUUCAGGAUUUCAAUCAUUAGUGCAAUUCCAGAUUCCUUGAGGUGUAUUCUGGAUUCCAAAGCUCACAAAUUAUUCCGGAUUCCACAUGUAAAAUUUUCCCGGAUUUCCCUGCAUGGGGCGACUAGAGAGAAUUUUUUUUACAUUAAAUCCCAUAACCUUUUUUCUUGAUUAUGUAUUGGAAGUGAAAAGAGAAAAUGGAUUUUGGUCACUCUUGAAACUGAAAUGGUUAAUUUAAAUCACUGUGGUGUUGUUUAGGCUUACCUUCAUGUGUUAGAUGAAAACUCUACCCAGCUGUGGUGGGCAGGAAAGGAACUUCAGCGAGGAAAAAAACUUCAAGACUUCAUUGGAAAGAACGAGAAGACUAAACUCAUAUGCAAGCUUCAAAAGGUGAAGCAAGUCAGAGAGACAGAGGGAAAGUAAUAUAGUGAAAUCCUGAUGAUUCUAACCUUCUGGGGAAAAGAAAAUAAUUUGGUGACAAAGAUUGGAUGUAAAGUUACAGUAUUUGACUUUCAUUUUCCCUGUUAUAGGUGCGGCGCUUAUUUCAACUACGGGUAAAACACUGAGGGGAAUAUAGAGAAAAUUAAGUGGGGCGCUUACUAGGUAUGCACAGAGUCGAACUGUUAUAUGAACCCGGUUUCGAGAGUUUCCCUACAUGUUAAAACUUGACCACUCACGAGUUGGUCGAAGUCUUAUUUCUUGAGCGAUAUGGUUUUGAUGAAGCGUUAAUUUGUAAAUACCCAAAUUAGCGCCGCGGCGCUUAUUCACGUAGCGGCGCUAAAUCGAUCAUUUGCGGUACUCUCGUUGCUUCACAGCGCUCCUGACCAAAAAACUCCAAGCUACACACACAAUCCGUGCUGUUACCCCUGACUAACCAUAACCUUGUGGGGUUUUCUUGUUUGCAGAAGGGGCAGGGUCCACCCGGUAGAGAACCAGUGUUCAGUGAAGAACAGAGAAAACAAAUGAUGGCUUAUGCUUACAGAAAACAAGAGGAACUUAAGGUGUUUAAUAGUAUAUAGAUUUAUCCAGCGCUAAAAGCGAAGCCUCCGUUUAUAUACUUAUAAUAAAAGCCAUCAAAUUUAAACUAAUAAUAACAUAAUAAUAAUAAUAAUAAUAAUAAUAAUAAUAAUAAUAACAAUAACAUGAACUCUAAGCCAUGAGCAAGCUAAACGUCACAUAUUUACAGAAUAAAAAUCACUAUGCAUCAAGUUCGAUCACAGUACUUCUUCCAUACUACGUGUACAUUGUACACUAUUAAAAUUUAGAAACAUUUUCCUUUUUUUUUUUUUCAUGAUUGUAUAUAUGUCUGGGAAACAAGAAUGUCAAUGGCCUCGUCCAUCUAGUAACACGUCUCACGCCUAGGGAAAUCUAGUCGAAAAUUCUUACCGGGGCAAUAUCAUGAGAAACAUUAUGUAUAGCCCCGUUUUUGCUUAACGCACACACAAGAUACUUUAAUACUUUUACUGUGGCAGCUGCCUUGAUUUCCUCUAUACUACUUGGGGGCUAUGGAGAAAGUAAAGGAAACAAGAUCGAACGCACAUUGAUUCUGAUGUUAUGAUUGGUACCCCUGGAAUUUCUUUUUCGGUCCUAAAGGAGACUUGUCCUUUCCACAUUGUUACAUGUAUGUUACACCAUAAUAAUUUUCUGGGGCUCAACAAGCUUAUGUUUUUGUUUAUGGCGUAACAAGCUCUUGCUUUGCGUUUACAGAAACUUGAAGCAGAUGAAGAUGAUAGCUACCUCAACUCAGGUUGGGCGGAUCCACAUUCGCUGAAAAGACAGUUCCACGGUGUCGGAGACGUUAGAUGGAGACCCUAGUAAAGAUUUUUAAAAAAUGAACUCAUUUUGAAUUCGACAAUUGGACGAUAAAGGCAGGAAUGUUUUCGCAAAUAUAGAGCUUUAGAACUAUAAGAUAACUGAGCGCUCUCAAAGACCUCACUGGUAUCAUUAGUUUUGUAGUCGAUGUAUAUACUGCUGAUCCGUUCUUAAGUUUAUAUCAUCAUAAUCACCACCCUUGUGUAGGGUUUAUCGUAUAGAAAACUAUUCGAUAUUUUAUGAAGAGCUUGGACCCCCAGGAGAAAACGAGAUGUCUAGGAGACUUGAUGUCAGACGUUUAAACCUUCCGCUUGAAGUCUCCUAUUCAACAAGGAACAAAGUAAAAACAGUAUGAUACCUGUACACAGGCAUUCCUAGUUUGUAUACGAAAGGAACAGAGCCAAGAGUCCUCAUUGUUACAAUGUAGAGGUAUUCCUAUUGGAAAGGGUUGAAUCUUCUAAAGUUCCUACCGUAAGAUCAAGAUAGACGGCGAGCAGUGUGUUAUUUUUCUUUUGAGUCACAAUCUUUUUACCUCGAUAAACCAUGUUCAUGGGGUCUGGCACGUAAUUGUGGGUGCCACUGGCAGC